UAUGAAAUGUGCUUUUAAAGUACACAUGCCCCAACAGCAAUCUGAUGACAGUGAGAGUGAGGAGGAUAAUCUAGAUAACGAGCACUUGUGGGAGGACAUUAAUUUAGCAGAAGACACAGAAUUACCCUGGUCAUCAGGUGAACGUCUUUCCUGCUUUGCACACUCUCUGCAGUUAGUUGUGAAUGAUGGCAUGAAGGAGGUUAGGACCAUUUCCCGCUCCAUAGCCAAAACAUCACGGUUCACAACUCUAUUACAUAGCAGCUCACAAUUCAAAGACAAGUUUGAGGCUAUGUUUGGCACUAAUAGGACUGUUCCAGCUGCAAGCAUGACUCGUUGGAACAGUACAUUUAAACAAGUACAGGCCCUCAUAGCUCUGGACCACAAAGCCCUGAACGAAAUGUGCACUAAGGAUUAUGAGGAUGUGGUGUUUAGCACCCGUGAGUGGAACCAACUGAAGGAACUGAGUGCAGUUCUUGCUCCAUUUUCUGAGGCAACAGACCUGACAGAAGGAGAGAAAUCAGUUACCAUUAGUAUGGUGGUUCCAACUGUCCUGGACUUGAAUACACACCUCCUCAAGAUGGAGGAGACCCGAAUGCAGUGCCGGCCAUUAGUUGCAGCCCUCAAGCAGUCUCUGAUGAAAAGAUUUUCUGGAAUCUUUAUAAAAAUAAACAUGGCCAAAGAGAGCGGAAGAGAGCAACCUUUUAACCACAAUGUGUACUUUUUUGCUACCAUGCUGGAUCCGCAGUUUGGCUUAAGCUGGGUGGACUUAGAUGUUACCAAUGGGGGAAAUGCAGCAUCAGUGAAGAAGUUCAGAGAAGAACUUAAGAAGACUCUGACAGACACAUUGAUCUUUGAGGUGGAGAACAUGAUGGACAGUAAAGAUGAAACGGGCUCAGAAGCCAGGAAUGUGGAUCCAGCCAGUGAUUCACCACCAGCUAAAUGUCCUCGCCUUCUGUCCCGCUACAAGGCCCACAAGAAACGCAGCUCAGUGCAGGAUUCAAGUAUUGUAACACAGAUAAGCAAAUACUUUGAUGCCGUCCGUGACUCUGAUCCUGACAAUGCACUUGUCUUCUGGGCCAAAAACCAUGCCAGAUUUCCACAACUCCACAAUUUGGCAUUGAAGGUGCUAUCAGUCCCUGCCUCCUCUGCACCAGUGGAGAGGGUUUUCAGUAGAGGAGGCAUUAUAAUGAGACCCCAUCGUGCACGUUUAGGUCACAGAAUGUUGCAAUCUCUCAUGUUUUUAAAAUGCAACCAAACUUUACUUUAAAGUGAUUUCUACUGAUUUAACUUUAAAGGUGUGCAACUACUACUUUAUUGCAACCACUGUGCAACUAUAUGGUUAUCCUGUCAUGU
Molecule: messenger RNA, 1353 nt
Organism: Archocentrus centrarchus (flier cichlid)
Lineage: Eukaryota; Metazoa; Chordata; Actinopteri; Cichliformes; Cichlidae
Product: zinc finger BED domain-containing protein 4-like
Exons: 2
Coding region: 2-1267 (421 amino acids)
Molecular function (GO): protein dimerization activity
Source: RefSeq, a predicted model, not a curated record